Molecule: messenger RNA, 819 nt
Organism: Pyrus x bretschneideri (Chinese white pear)
Lineage: Eukaryota; Viridiplantae; Streptophyta; Magnoliopsida; Rosales; Rosaceae
Exons: 2
Coding region: 1-819 (272 amino acids)
Source: RefSeq, a predicted model, not a curated record
AUGCAGAUGGCACAAUACCAAGCAAGGAUGGAGAUUGAGGAUGCAGAAUUGUUCAACGCCGAAGUUGAACUUAUCAACUCGUUUAUGCAAUCUGAGCACCAUGGCGAAUCUAGCCAUCGUGGUUCUAUCACGGGGCGUUCAUAUGUGCAGUGUGAUAGAGAAGAGUGCCAUGAUCGAAUGAUGAAAGAUUAUUUCAUCGAGCGUCCGAGAUUUCCUACUCAUGAUUUUCGGAGGCGGUUUCGGAUGAGGAGAGAGCUUUUUGAAAGCAUCUUGAAUGCAGUUAUCAAUCAUGACCACUACUUUGAACGGAGGGUAGAUGCCACAGGCCAACAAGGUCUAUCACCUCAUCAGAAGCUCACAUCUAAUUUUCCUAUGCUAGCUAAUGGAUGCUCUGCAGACUCAACUGACAAGUAUUGCCGACUUGCAGAAAGUACUGCUAUUGAGAACCUGAAGCGCUUCUGUAAGGCAAUUGAAGGCAUAUAUGGAGCCACAUACCUCCGCAACCCAAAUCGUGCAGACUUAAAGAGGCUUCUACGCAAGGCAGAAAAAAGAGGCUUCCCUGGUAUGAUAGGAAGUCUAGAUUGUAUGCAUUGGGAGUGGAAGAAUUGUCCUACUGCUUGGGCUGGCCAAUUCAAGGGCCGUCAUGACAAGCCAACCAUCGUGCUCGAGGCUGUGUGCAAAGAAGAAUUCAAGCUCCUCAAUGUCAUGACACACUCCGUAAAGAUUUGGUUGAGCAUGUAUGGCGCCGAGAAGGUGAACGUUGAUGAUGUUGGUUAUGCAUUUAUGUAUGCGCUCUGCGUGGGGCGCGUUGGCGAGUGA